ACAAGUGCAUCAGCUGAGGAGCAGAGCAAAGUCAAACCCCAGGAGGAAACAGCUGCGCGCAGACGCAGGAGGAAAGACGCACGGAGAAGCUUUUAAGUGUUGGACCGCAAAACAAGGAGACGCAACGAGAAGAGCUGCAGUGCAAUUAGACUGUACACACUAUUUGGGAUCGAGGAGACUGAAACGCGUCUGGAGAAGAUGGCAGGAGAUGGACCCAACAGAUAACUGGGGAACAUUGAAGUCUUCUGUCUGCACAUCAAGGCGAAAAAAACUCUUCAAUUGUGACUCCAACUUUUAGAAAAACAGUCCCUUUUUUUUAAAUUUUUUUUUUAAUUUUUUACAAAACUAAGCAAUAAAGCACCGAAACGUGAACAAUGGCGUCCUACAGCGCCGCCCCAACACAAGAGGAGAACAAUGGUGGCCCCGCAUCUGCAAAGUCUGAGGGCCCACGGGAGUCCAUGAAGCUGAAGAAGGAGAUCUCCCUCCUGAACGGGGUCUGCCUCAUCGUGGGGAACAUGAUCGGCUCGGGGAUCUUCGUCUCACCCAAGGGCGUCCUCAUCCACAGCGCCUCUUACGGCCUCUCUCUGGUGGUGUGGACCGUCGGGGGGAUCUUCUCCGUGUUCGGGGCCCUGUGCUACGCCGAGCUGGGACCACCAUCACCAAGUUCGGGGGCCUCCUACGCCUACAUCCUGGAGGCCUUCGGGGGUUUCAUGGCCUUCAUUCGCUUAUGGACGUCGCUGCUGAUCAUCGAGCCGACCAGCCAGGCCAUCAUAGCCAUCACGUUCUCUAACUACAUGGUGCAGCCCGUCUUCCCCACCUGUAUCGCUCCAUACGCCGCCAACAGGCUGCUGGCUGCUGGUUGCAUAUGUUUGCUGACCUUCGUGAACUGCGCCUAUGUAAAGUGGGGCACCAGGGUCCAGGACUUCUUCACCUACGCCAAAGUCAUCGCUCUCAUCGCCGUCAUCAUCACCGGCCUGGUGAAGAUCGGACAAGGUCACACGCAGAACUUUGACGGCCUGUUUGAAGGCUCAUCUCAGGACCCGGGACACAUUGCUCUGGCUCUGUACGCUGCUCUGUUUUCCUACUCGGGAUGGGACACCCUCAACUUUGUCACGGAGGAGAUCAAGAACCCAGAGAGGAAUCUGCCGCUGGCCAUCGCCAUCUCCAUGCCCAUCGUCACCGUGAUCUACAUUCUGACCAACGUGGCGUACUACGCCAUCCCCAUGAAUGCAAUCUUAGACAGCGACGCUGUGGCUGUGACGUUUGCAGACCAGGUGUUUGGUGUCAUGAACUGGACCAUCCCCUUAGCUGUGGCUCUCUCCUGCUUCGGAGGACUCAACGCCUCCAUCCUGGCUUCCUCCAGGUUGUUCUUCGUGGGCUCCAGAGAGGGACACCUGCCCGACUACCUGUGCAUGAUCCACGUCCACCGCUACACGCCCGUCCCCGCCCUGCUGUUCAACGGCAUCAUGGCUCUGAUCUACCUGUGUGUAGAGGACGUCUUCAGGCUGAUCAACUACUACAGCUUCAGCUACUGGUUCUUUGUCGGUCUGUCCAUUUUGGGGCAACUGUAUCUGCGCUGGAAGCCGGACAGAAAGAGGCCACUAAAGCUCAGUCUCUUCUUCCCCAUCAUCUUCUGUGUGCUCUCGGUCUUCCUGGUGGUGGUGCCGCUCUACAGCGACACCAUCAACUCCCUGAUCGGCAUCGGCAUCGCUCUGUCGGGAGUGCCCGUCUACUUCCUCUGCAUCUACACGCCGGCCCGAAAGAGGCCACAGCGGCUACGCAGCCUCAUUGCUAAAUCCGGCGUGCUGAUUCAGAAGGUGUGCUUCUCCGUCCUGACUGAAAUGGACAAGGAAGAGUAGAUGCUUGGUUUCAACACCUAGCACCAGCAAGCCUCAACAAGGCCUCGCUGGACGAAACAUUUGUGCUUGAGCUGGACACAGCGCUCCGACCUGUCAAUCAUCACCCGGCGAUCGUGUUUAAUGAAUGAUGGCGCCCGGGUGCUUCCUGGCGAGACUUCACUCUCACCGAAGAGAACAUUUUUAAUGCACUCCUGAAGAAAUCGACACCUCUUUCUAUCACAGAACUGUACGUAUUAGUAGAGAAUUAUUUAAUUGAUAUAUCAAGACGAGUACUUUGUGUGAAAUGACAUACGUGCACCACCUUUCUUGAUUUUACUGUAGGUUGCAAAUGAUUAUACAAGAGUUGCCGACCAUAGAAACACCCUUGAUAUUUGUAUUUUCACGAAGAAAAUCAAGCAGUGACAGAUUAGAAUACAUUUUAUUUUAUAAUAUAUUCCCACGUUCACUAAUGUGGAGGAAAGGGUUCAUAAAAAGUUUUAUAGUCAGCCGCGAGGUCUCGUGAAGGGCUAUUUCCUGCAGCUUCGGACUCAAACACGGGCUGUGAAAUGUAAAAGACUGAGACGGUUGAGCUGAAAACAUGUAUUUAUAAUAAAAAAAUACUUAACAAAUGUA
This is a messenger RNA of Cyclopterus lumpus (lumpfish), 2471 nucleotides long. RefSeq names its product solute carrier family 7 member 7 (gene slc7a7). Gene Ontology annotation, biological process: amino acid transmembrane transport. Gene Ontology annotation, molecular function: L-amino acid transmembrane transporter activity; basic amino acid transmembrane transporter activity. NCBI's taxonomy places the organism in Eukaryota, Metazoa, Chordata, Actinopteri, Perciformes, Cyclopteridae. Gene Ontology annotation, cellular component: membrane. The record is from RefSeq and is a predicted model, not a curated record.